GGAGAAUACCAUGCUGGAACGUACAGGAUAGCUGUUCAGGUGCGGCAGACAUGAAUACAGCUAGCCGAGGUCGUGCGGGCCUGCUCCGAUUACAUGGUGAAGAAUCUCGACUCAUCCAACUGCAUAGGCGUGUAUCUAUUUGCCGAUGCUCACUACUGUAACAGCUUGAAGAGAGAUGCUGAGGCAUUCAUCUUCAGCCAUUUCCUCGACGUUCUGGGUGAAGAAGAGUUCUUCAGUCUGUCCCACGAAGAUCUAGGAGAACUCCUGCUAAGCGAAAAACUACGGAUCGAUAAUGAAUUCCAGGUUCUGAAAGCAGCCAUUGAUUGGAUAUCGCACGAUCUGCAGACCAGGCGGCGUCACAUAUUCAGUCUGGUGAAGUGCAUUCGCUUGCCAAUAAUAUCACAGCAGCAGCUGGAAAGAUACGUUGAAGGAUUGAAAGAUCUCGGGCUAAAGAUAGGGCUGAGAAAAAUUCUACAGGAUUACAAGUCCGACUUCUCUUUGGCUCGAGAUGCAAGGAUGGGAAAGAUCAAUGUGAUAAACUGGCAGCCGAGACAGUGCGCCAAGAAAAACAUUUAUGUGAUCGGUGGUUACUCCCGUCUGCAGGAUGCCAAGUGGAGUGACAACAUCACUCUCGGCAACAUGGAGAUGUUCGACUCGUUCAAGCAGACGUGGACUCUGCUGCCGCCGCUCAGGUACGCCCGUAGCGGUAUUGGUGUCGCCGCCCUGGCGGGAAGGAUCUACGCCGUCGGCGGGGAGAGCAACUCUCUCAUUCAUGACAGCGCGGAGGUGUACGAUCCGGACGAGAGGUGCUGGAAGCCCAUACCGAGCCUAACAAGUCCCAGAUAUCCGUACUAA
This is a messenger RNA of Priapulus caudatus, 855 nucleotides long. Its product is annotated as actin-binding protein IPP-like. NCBI's taxonomy places the organism in Eukaryota, Metazoa, Priapulida, Priapulimorpha, Priapulimorphida, Priapulidae. The transcript has 6 exons. Gene Ontology annotation, molecular function: protein binding. The record is from RefSeq and is a predicted model, not a curated record. The coding region runs from base 94 to 855 and encodes 253 amino acids.